GUACUAGAUAAUCUCUUCAGCGCUCAGCUCCGCUCUCUGAUCCUCAACCAACCAGACAUCACCUCUGAAGGUUCCACAUCUGGCCCCUCCCAUUCUCCCUCCCAGGGAUUGGCUGGUCGUGGCAUGGGGGCGGGUCCUGUGGUCCCCAGGUUGUUCCUAGACUUUCUGCGCCGACAGAGGAUGUUCCGUGGGGGGAGCAGGAGGAGCGCCACCGCCAGGGGAUGCUUCGGCAUGAAGGUGGACCGCAUCGGAUCUAUCAGCGGUCUGGGAUGCUGA
Molecule: messenger RNA, 276 nt
Organism: Salvelinus namaycush (lake trout)
Lineage: Eukaryota; Metazoa; Chordata; Actinopteri; Salmoniformes; Salmonidae
Gene: nppcl2
Product: C-type natriuretic peptide 2
Exons: 1
Biological process (GO): receptor guanylyl cyclase signaling pathway; cGMP biosynthetic process
Cellular component (GO): extracellular region
Molecular function (GO): hormone activity; hormone receptor binding
Source: RefSeq, a predicted model, not a curated record